AUGGCCGUGAACGGAGUGAACGGCGUCAACGGGACGCGCUCAAAACACGACGCCUCUGCCCUGAAGGUAAACCAGUCCCGGUUGAUGGAUGCCAUUCACAGCGGCUGCAAAUACGGCGCCGCUCAUCGAUAUGGAGAUCACCCUACUGAGACAGGAAUGGCGAGGCUCAGUCUGAACGAUGCGGACAAGCAGAUUCGGGAAUGGUUCAUUUCGACGGCGCAAUCCUUGAACUGCAAAACGAGUAUUGACCAGAUGGGUAAUCUGUUUGCUAUAAGACCCGGGAAGAAUGCAGAAGCGCCUCCCAUCAUGAUGGGCUCUCAUCUCGACACUCAGCCGACGGGUGGGCGCUAUGAUGGCAUCCUCGGGGUCAAUGCUGGGCUCGAAGUCCUCAAGGUAUUGCAUGAGAACAACGUAGAGACCGAAGGCAGCAUCGGGGUGGUCAACUGGACCAACGAAGAAGGGGCGCGCUUCCCGAUGAUGGCGGUGGCCUCUGGUGUUUGGGCUGAAGCGAUUCCCCUAGAGACAGCAUGGAAUUUGGAAGAGGUCUCGCCGGGAGAAGAUGGCCACAGGCGAACCAUGAAGCAAGAGCUCGAGAGAAUCGGCUACUUAGGUUCGCAACCAGCCUCCUACCGAACCACGCCCAUUGCUUGCCAUUUCGAACUGCACAUCGAACAGGGGCCCAGCCUUGAAACAGAGCGUAGGAAAGUCGGCGUUGUGAAAGGCGUGCAAGCAUUCAAGUGGUUUGAGAUCACGGUCAGAGGCCGUGACACUCACGCAGGCACUACCCCGUUCUAUGCUCGCAUGGACUCGAUGCUCUGCGCCGCCAAACUGAUAGUCGAGGCGAAUGCUAUCGCGAAAAAGUUCGGGGGUCUGGCAACGACGGGAAUAUUGAAUGGCCAGCCAGGCUCGAUAAACACCAUGGCCCACACAGUCACCUUCAGCCUUGAUAUUCGACACGUCGAAGAUGACAAGCUCGCAGAGAUUGAACAAGCGUGUCGAGAAGGGUUCAUGAGGAUCUCGGAGAAAGAAAGCGAAAAAGGCUGCAAGGUAGAGUGGAAAGAGCUGGUCAAUAGUCCAGCGGUGAAAUUCCAUCCCGACUGUAUUGCCGCAGUAGAAGCUAGUACAAAAGAAGUCUGCCAGGAUUUGCCCGUGACGGCGGAGGACGGCGAGAUGUGGAGAUAUAUGAUCAGUGGCGCUGGUCAUGACAGCUGCUAUACUAAUCGUCGUUGCCCGACGAGCAUGAUCUUCACUCCGACCAAAGAUGGGAUCAGUCACAACCCCCAGGAGUAUUGUAGCCCUGAAGAUUGUGCCAUUGGUGCCCAGGUGCUGCUCGGUGCCGUCUUGCGAUACGACAAACUGCGGGCCGAACGGGGAGACUUUUCAUGA
Capronia epimyces CBS 606.96 is the source of this 1386-nucleotide messenger RNA. RefSeq lists its product as uncharacterized. The record is from RefSeq and is a predicted model, not a curated record. Bases 1 to 1386 code for a protein of 461 amino acids. Lineage: Eukaryota; Fungi; Ascomycota; Eurotiomycetes; Chaetothyriales; Herpotrichiellaceae. The transcript has 4 exons. Gene Ontology annotation, molecular function: hydrolase activity, acting on carbon-nitrogen (but not peptide) bonds, in linear amidines.